UCAUUCUGCAGGGAGCAGUUACAGGUCUGCGAUCUGCUUCCAAAUUCCCUUAACAAACCCUUUUUCAAUUAUUUAUUCUUUGCACGUUGCUUUAUUACAGAAGCCUCGGGUCCGAUUCGCUUUCCUUUUUAGUAGUUCAUUCAUUUUUUCGGGGGAGGCACUCGCUGUGCGACUGCAAUUGGCAACUGCUGAUAGAUUUAAGCAGAGUAAUACUUUAAUAGUCUAGAAGUGCAACAUCUUAACUCCUAAGUCGUUAAAGGUAUAUUGGAGGAUAUUUUUUUUUUACAUAUAUUUAUUUUUUUGUGCAAUAUUCAUUGUUUUGACCUCCCAGCAAGUGCUGAUUGCACUAUUAAGUGUUUUAUUAGAACAAAAGGGAACUUGGAAGCCUGAUUUAAGCUAAGCCGUAGACUUCGUGCUGUACAAGAAAGAACAGAAUGGCCGGCCUCAACUCCUUGGAAGCAGUCAAGAGAAAGAUCCAGGCUCUGCAGCAGCAGGCCGACGAUGCUGAAGACAGAGCGCAAGGCUUGCAGAGAGAGCUGGACAGUGAACGGGAGAUGCGUGAGAAAGCUGAAGGAGAAGUUGCUGCGUUAAACCGCCGUAUUCAGCUUGUGGAAGAAGAACUGGACAGAGCUCAGGAACGUCUUGCCACCGCCCUGCAGAAACUGGAGGAAGCAGAGAAAGCUGCUGAUGAGAGCGAGAGAGGUAUGAAAGUCAUAGAAAACAGAGCAAUGAAAGAUGAAGAGAAAAUGGAGAUUCAAGAGAUGCAGCUGAAAGAAGCCAAACACAUUGCAGAGGAAGCUGAUCGCAAAUAUGAAGAGGUAGCUCGGAAGCUGGUCAUUCUGGAGGGAGAGCUUGAGAGAGCAGAGGAGCGUGCAGAAGUGUCUGAACUCAAAUGCAGCGAUUUGGAGGAAGAACUGAAAAAUGUGACUAACAACUUGAAAUCUCUCGAGGCUCAAUCCGAGAAGUAUUCUGAAAAAGAAGAUAAAUAUGAAGAAGAAAUUAAGAUUUUAACAGACAAACUGAAAGAGGCUGAAACUAGGGCUGAGUUUGCAGAAAGAACAGUUGCCAAACUAGAAAAGACUAUUGAUGACCUGGAAGAUAAGUUGGCAAAUGCCAAAGAAGAAAACUUGGGAAUGCAUCAAGUUCUCGACCAGACACUACAGGAACUGAACAGUUUAUAAUGGAACUUGAUGAUGACUCCACACACCCAAAACUAUUCCCUCCUCGGUUUUCUACAUUCUCGCAUAUAAUCUUAUAACAUUCCAAGGGAGCAAAAAAUGAACGUGACCAAAUAUUUUAUUUUUAAGAGACCUUUUUACAAGUCCAGAAAUCAUGUUUUACAUUGGUUCUUUGUACGCUUUUUUUUUUAUAUACUAAAGUCCCAGUGUAAAUUCAGAUCUAGAAUCGUCACGUGUUGUACUGUCUUUGUCUUAUGUUAUUCUGUUACAGGACCACAAAGUAUUGGUAUAAAAUGUCAAAGCUAUAGGAUUUUUUUUUUAAUUCUAUCAAUAAAAUCAAACUGGGAAAUA
This is a messenger RNA of Spea bombifrons (plains spadefoot toad), 1529 nucleotides long. It is a transcript of the gene TPM4, whose product is annotated as tropomyosin 4. Gene Ontology annotation, cellular component: actin filament. Bases 435 to 1181 code for a protein of 248 amino acids. The record is from RefSeq and is a predicted model, not a curated record. The transcript is spliced from 8 exons. Gene Ontology annotation, molecular function: actin filament binding. Gene Ontology annotation, biological process: actin filament organization; muscle contraction. NCBI's taxonomy places the organism in Eukaryota, Metazoa, Chordata, Amphibia, Anura, Pelobatidae.